Messenger RNA from Condylostylus longicornis, 2002 nucleotides. RefSeq names its product piggyBac transposable element-derived protein 3-like. Lineage: Eukaryota; Metazoa; Arthropoda; Insecta; Diptera; Dolichopodidae. The transcript has 2 exons. The record is from RefSeq and is a predicted model, not a curated record. Bases 593 to 2002 code for a protein of 469 amino acids.
GCGAUUGUGUUAGGUGAAUUCUAAGUUUUGUAAAUGCGUAUUUAAAUAAUUUUUUACAUAAAAAUCCAAAUGCAGCGAUUGUGUGAUCUAUCGUUUUGUGUUUAAAAAAAACAAAACAAGAAAAAAUUAAUUCUUUAGUAUUUUGCAUUCAUUCCAGUGAGAGAAGUCAUAGAGGACACAACGAUGUCUUUAGGAAAAAAAUACGACUUAAACAAUGAUAACGAUGUUCAGAAAGUGUUAGAAUUGUUACAAAAUUCGGAUGAUGAUUUUAGCGAUGAUGAAAAUGACGAAAAUGAAGUUUUUAUCCAAAAAAAUACAGUGGUUGAAUUAAUUCAAGAAAUGGAAAGUGACGAAGAGGAAAUUACAGGUAUUAACUAGUUAUUACAUUAACGCUGGAAGUAUAAUUAGGUUUUAAAUGCGCUCACCAUAUAUUUUUUAAUGACAAUGGAAUUAAUAUUACUUUUCAGAGAUAUCGGUUGAGCAACCUUCCCAACCAUCGCAAAGAAGUAAUUUAUGGAAAGAAACAUAUUUCGGAAAUUUAAGCAAAAUUUUGUACUACACCUGUGAUAAUUUUUGCGAGUUAGGAAGUCCAAUGACAUAUUUUAAAAAGUACUUCCCAGAAGAACAUUAUCAAACCGUAGUUUUUUUUACCAAAAUGUACACUUUAAAACAUUAUGGUGUUGAGUCUGAUACAACAGUAGAAGAUAUAAAAAAGUUUUACGGCUGUAAUAUAAUUAUGGGGUGCUUAGGAUAUCCCAGAGUUCGAAUGUAUUGGGCUGACGGAUUCAGAAAUGAAUUAAUUGCAACUAGCUUAUCGAGAAAUAAAUUUUUCACUUUGAGAAAUAUCAUACACUUUGUGGACACAGAUAAGCCUAACGAAAAAAAUAAAUUAUGGCGUAUACAACCUGUAAUAGAUAUAGUAAAAAAACGCUGUAAUGAGCUUGCGACUGUUGUAGAAGCAUACUCCAUUGACGAACAAAUGAUUCCUUUCACUGGAAGAUGUCCCGCUCGUCAGGUCAUUAGAUCGAAACCUCGCCCAGUUGGAUUAAAAAACUUUGUUUGUGCUACCGCUGAUGGAUUAGUGGUAGAUUUUGAAAUCUUUCAGGGUGCAGGAACCUUUCCAGAUUGCGGACUAGGUCACGGGCCAUCUGUUGUUAUAUUUUUAACCAAAUGUUUGCCAAAAGGUAGCCAUUUAUACUUCGAUAGAUUUUUCACCACAAUACCGUUGUUAGAAAGGUUGAACGAAAUAGGCUUUAAAUCAACUGGAACAAUUAUGGCUAAUCGUUUGGAAAAGCGACUUCAUUUACCCUUGGAUAGAGAUAUGAACAGAGGGGACAUAUCACAGUUUGUGAAAAAUGACGAAGUUUCAGUUGUAAAGUGGUGUGAUACCAAAUGUGUUACAAUUGCGUCCACCAUAUGUGGAAAAGACCCUGUCGGAGAAAUUGAUCGGUGGAAUAGGAAUUUAAAACGCCGUGUACCAGUGCCCAUUCCAGCAGUAAUUUUAGAUUACAAUGAAAACAUGAACGGUGUUGAUAUAUGCGACCAGAUGAUGGAAUAUUAUCGCAUUAAAAUAAAAACUAAAAAGUGGCCAGUGAAAGUAUUUUUUCACUUAUUAGAUUUAGCCAUUCUCAAUUCAUGGACGGAAUAUAGGAAAGAUGCACGCCGUCUUAAAAUUCCUAAAAAACAAGUUAAAGAUUUUUUGCAAUUUAAAAUUGAAAUUGGUGAGGUAAUGUGCAAAAGUAUUAAAAUUUUAGAAGCGCCGGAAGCAUCCUGCAGUAAAAUACCAGCAGAAUAUUAUGGUUCAAAAUACCGUCCACGUAAUGCUCCUGAAGACAUCAGGUUUGAUCGUUUUGACCAUUGGCCUCAAUUCAUUGACGGUACAGCCAAAAGAUGCCGCAACACUGGAUGUUCUAGUCGUUCGAGAGCCAUAUGCACAAAAUGCAACGUAUCCUUGUGCCUUACAAAAGACAAAGAUUGCUUUGAAAAGUACCAUUCAAAAUAG